GGUAACUGGAGACGAGAGCAACAUUCUCAACAAAAUCGACGUGCAGAACACACAACCGGAAUCCAGAGCCGUGUCUGCCAUCAAGUUUUCCACAUUCACAUUUUUACGCCAAGAAAACGCUCCAGCAACAUACACGCAAAUGGCCACCAAAUACGAAGUUUCCAAGACGUACCAGUACCGCAAGGUGAUGAAGCCACUGCUGGAACGCAGACGUCGUGCUCGCAUCAACAUGUGCCUAGACGAGCUUAAAGCUCUGAUGGCCCAGUGCACAGUCCAGAGCGGCGAUGGCAAGUUCGACCGCGCUGACAUUCUGGAGGUCACUGUGGAGCAUUUGCGCAAACUGAAGCAAGCGAGGAUUCAGGCCGUCGCUGCCACAGCCAAAGUCACCAGCAACACCAAGGCCACGCAGAGUUUCCGCCACGGUUUUAUCCGCGCUGCCGAUGAAGUCUCUCGGGCGCUGGCUUCCUUGCCCAAUGUGGAUGUCGUCUUUGGCACCCAUCUGAUGACACAUCUCGGCAUGCGACUCAACCAAUUGGAAAUGCCCGUGGCAGCUCCAAGGCCAAUGAAUUUCCCGCUCUCCAUAAUCUGCGGAAAAAACAGCAACAACAGCAUCGGCAGCAACGGCAACAGCAGCUCCUCUAUGGCACCCAGCCGGGAUUUCUGCAGCAGUCCCGUGUCCAGUGGCUACUGCAGCGACAGUGAGUGCAGCGUCAGCUCCAUGCAAGAAUCCCAGCUUCUGCUGCAGAUCAGCACCGCUCAAAUUUGGCGCCCCUGGUAAAUACAUUGAUUGGCCAGACCAUACUCAACGGGCAAUCGCGCAAUGGCACCUGCAGCUCUGU
Molecule: messenger RNA, 839 nt
Organism: Drosophila subobscura
Lineage: Eukaryota; Metazoa; Arthropoda; Insecta; Diptera; Drosophilidae
Gene: E(spl)m7-HLH
Product: enhancer of split m7 protein
Exons: 1
Coding region: 140-778 (212 amino acids)
Biological process (GO): anterior/posterior pattern specification; regulation of neurogenesis; regulation of transcription by RNA polymerase II
Cellular component (GO): nucleus
Molecular function (GO): DNA-binding transcription factor activity, RNA polymerase II-specific; protein dimerization activity; RNA polymerase II cis-regulatory region sequence-specific DNA binding
Source: RefSeq, a predicted model, not a curated record